Fraxinus pennsylvanica is the source of this 1761-nucleotide messenger RNA. The record is from the annotation of a GenBank genome assembly. NCBI's taxonomy places the organism in Eukaryota, Viridiplantae, Streptophyta, Magnoliopsida, Lamiales, Oleaceae.
AUGGAAUCCGAAGGGCAAAGAUCACCAAAUCCCUCGGCAAUUCUGGCUUCCUUGUUGUGCAAAAGAGCAAAGCUCCAUGAAGAACUUCGAAACAUCGAAAAGCAGGUCUAUGAUAUGGAGACGAGUUAUUUACAGGAUCCAAGCCAAUGUGGCAAUGUCUUGAAAGGUUUUGAAGGGUUUUUGUCAUCCUCCAAGAGCACUACACUCUUGAAGCGAUCCAGGAAGUUCCAGCCUGAAGAUAGGCUCUUCUCAUUGUCUUCAGUGACCUCACCAGCUACUGAAGAAGUUGCACGAGAUGGAGGCAUAUCUGCAAAUGGACCAGGAAAACCAAGAAAGGGUAGAGGUCCAAGAGAUGCAAAGAGAAGGCAGUCAAGUGAAGCCGACUUUGACUAUGAAGAUGAUCCCGAUAUGAUGCACAAAUCGGCAAAUUCCGAUUCUCGCGGCGGAACUUUCAGCUUGCCAAAUUACAGCAUGAAUCUAUUGGAAAAGAUAAAAAUGCCGAAGAAAAAGGCAAAUAAUCCGCCGCCACAAGUCCCAGUUUAUUGGAUUGAGAAUUCAGAUUCAGUGUCUCGACAUUUUCAGUUCGAACCUGAUGGUCAACUCUUGGUGAAGAUAGUUGAUGAUUCUAGACCUGUUACCCAUAGAAUAGUUGAAUCUUUUCUGAAUAAGUUCUUUCCUUCAGGAUACCCAUACAGUGUGAACGAGGGAUAUCUUCGAUACACACAAUUCCGCGCCUUGCAGCACUUCACAAGUGCAGCAUUAUCUGUAUUAUCAACUCAGUCUCUGCUAUUUGCUGCAGGCUUACGGCCUACUCCUGCACAGGCUACUGCUGUUAGUUGGAUAUUAAAGGAUGGCAUGCAGCAUGUCGGGAAGCUCAUAUGUAGCAAUUUGGGUGCAAGGAUGGACUCAGAACCAAAACGCUGGAGGAUUUUGGCGGAUGUUCUCUAUGACUUGGGUACUGGUUUGGAAGUGCUUUCUCCUUUAUGUCCACAUUUAUUUCUUGAAGUGGCUGGUCUUGGGAACUUCGCCAAGGGAAUGGCAGUCGUUGCAGCAAGGGCGACAAGAUUGCCUAUAUAUUCUUCAUUUGCCAAAGAAGGAAAUCUCAGUGACCUUUUUGCAAAAGGCGAAGCCAUCUCGACACUCUUUAAUGUUGUUGGAAUGGGUACAGGAAUUCAAUUAGCUUCUACUAUUUGCUCAAAUAUGAAGGGAAAGUUGGUGGUUGGACCUCUUCUUUCUCUACUACAUAUUUACAGUGUCUGUGAAGAGAUGCGAGCUGCUCCUGUCAAUACUCUAAAUCCACAGAGAACUGCAAUGAUCGUGGCAGAUUUUGUGAAGACAGGUAAAAUUUCUAGUCCUGCUGAUCUAAGGUAUGGAGAAGAUCUCUUAUUUCCCGGCCGACUUAUUGAGGAAGCGGGAAAUGUUAUGGUUGGAAGGCCUUUACACAAGGCUGUCAAGCCUUCAGAGCUACACCAGAUUAAAAGAACAUUUCCCGAGGAAAAAUUUAUUUUACAUCUCGGAAGUAGAUGGACAGAUAUGAUAUUGGAGCACAACGCGACUGGCGAAGAUGCAUUGAGGGGGUGGCUGGUUGCUGCAUAUGCUGCAGAUAUAGAAAAGUCUUUUAAUCUUUCUACUGAGAUUGCAUUGCAAGAUGCGUAUGAGAGGAUGAAUAGCGUAUUUUCUCCCUUUCUCUCAAAGCUGCAGUCUAAAGGGUGGCAUACUGAUCGGUUUCUUGAUGGAACAGGAUGUCGUUUUUCUUAUUAG